AUGGUGUCACUAAAUCCCUAUCCGGUCUUCCUGCUGCGUGAGAAUGAGGAGCUGGGGUUUCCUCUCCUGAAGGCGGGUUUCCUGAAUCCCGGAUUUUCGGAGCAGAUUCCCGGAUUUUCGGAGCAGAUUCCCGGAUUUUCGGAGCAGAUUCCCGGAUUUUCGGAGCAGAUUCCCGGAUUUUCGGAGCAGAUUCCCGGAUUUUCGGAGCAGAUUCCCGGAUUUUCGAAGCAGAUUCCCGGAUUUUCGGAGCAGAUUCCCGGAUUUUCGGAGCAGAUUCCCGGAUUUUCGGAGCAGAUUCCCGGAUUUUCGGAGCAGAUUCCCGGAUUUUCGGAGCAGAUUCCCGGAUUUUCGGAGCAGAUUCCCGGAUUUUCGGAGCAGAUUCCCGGAUUUUCGGAGCAGAUUCCCGGAUUUUCGGAGCAGAUUCCCGGAUUUUCGGAGCAGAUUCCCGGAUUUUCGGUGUUUUGA
Molecule: messenger RNA, 465 nt
Organism: Penaeus chinensis
Lineage: Eukaryota; Metazoa; Arthropoda; Malacostraca; Decapoda; Penaeidae
Product: 34 kDa spicule matrix protein-like
Exons: 2
Coding region: 1-465 (154 amino acids)
Source: RefSeq, a predicted model, not a curated record